AUGUGUCCUGGAGUGAAUUUCGCCAUGCAAGUUAUGCACUUGACGGUUGCUACGCUGUUGCAUGGAUUUGAUUUCUAG
Messenger RNA from Linum tenue, 78 nucleotides. The record is from the annotation of a GenBank genome assembly. NCBI's taxonomy places the organism in Eukaryota, Viridiplantae, Streptophyta, Magnoliopsida, Malpighiales, Linaceae.